This is a messenger RNA of Orbilia oligospora ATCC 24927, 1398 nucleotides long. RefSeq lists its product as uncharacterized. Lineage: Eukaryota; Fungi; Ascomycota; Orbiliomycetes; Orbiliales; Orbiliaceae. The record is from RefSeq and is a predicted model, not a curated record. Gene Ontology annotation, cellular component: NuA4 histone acetyltransferase complex; R2TP complex; Ino80 complex. Gene Ontology annotation, biological process: regulation of transcription by RNA polymerase II; chromatin remodeling; box C/D snoRNP assembly. Bases 1 to 1398 code for a protein of 465 amino acids. Gene Ontology annotation, molecular function: ATP binding; DNA helicase activity; ATP hydrolysis activity. The transcript has 5 exons.
AUGCAAGCUAUAACUACAGUCUCUGAAUCCAGAGACGUCCGCGGCCUCAACCUCAUCGCCUCGCAUUCUCACAUUCGUGGCCUCGGCGUCGAACCUGAUACCCUACAACCACGAACCAAUGCCUCACAAGGUCUUAUCGGCCAGGAAAAGGCCAGGAAGGCCGCUGCCGUCAUUCUCCAGAUGGUCCGCGAGGGAAAGAUCGCUGGCAGAGCCAUUCUGAUGGCUGGUCCCCCUAGUACCGGGAAAACAGCCAUUGCAAUGGGCAUGGCCCAAAGUCUUGGGUCCGACGUUCCAUUCACCAUCCUCACAUCCACCGAAAUCUUCUCGUUAGAAAUGUCCAAAACAGAGGCUCUCACCCAGGCUUUCAGAAAGUCUAUUGGUGUUAGAAUAAAAGAGGAAACAGAGAUCAUCGAGGGCGAAGUUGUUGAGAUCCAGGUUGAUCGUACCGUUACUGGAGGCACGAAACAAGGUAAACUCACAAUGAAAACGACCGAUAUGGAAGCUGUCUGGGAUAUGGGCGCCAAAAUGAUCGAAAGUAUGUCCAAGGAAAAGGUCAUCGCUGGUGACAUAAUAUCCCUCGACAAAUCUUCCGGCAAAGUAACGAAGCUCGGCCGAUCAUAUGCAAAAGCUAGAGACUAUGAUGCGAUGGGGCCCGAUACCAAGUUUUUGCAGUGUCCGGAGGGGGAACUCCAGAAGCGACGUGAGGUGGUCCACACCGUUUCGCUACAUGAAAUCGAUGUCAUAAACUCCCGUACUCAGGGAUUCUUGGCUCUGUUCUCUGGCGACACUGGUGAGAUCAGAUCGGAAGUUCGAGACCAGAUCAACAUCAAGGUCGGGGAGUGGAGAGAAGAGGGAAAGGCAGAGAUCGUUCCAGGUGUUCUGUUCAUUGAUGAAAUCCACAUGCUGGAUAUUGAGUGCUUCUCAUACAUCAACAGAGCCUUGGAAAGCGAGUUGUCACCGAUCGUUAUCAUGGCUUCGAACCGAGGAACAACAAGAAUAAGAGGAACAAACUACAAAUCACCACACGGACUUCCAAUCGACUUGUUGGACAGAGUGCUAAUUAUCCCAACACCUGGUUAUUCGACUCCAGAGAUUGAGCAAAUCUUGUCGAUAAGAGCCCAGGAGCAAGAGGUUGAUUUGGAACCAACUGCGCUUUCACUUUUGACAAAGAUUGGAUCGGAGACGUCGUUGAGAUAUGCCUCGCAGCUCAUAACUACAGCUAAUAUGAUCGCAUCGAAACGACCCAAGAAGACGGUUACGGUUGAUGAUGUUACCCGUAGCUUCAAGUUAUUCCUGGAUACUGGUCGCAGCACGAAGUACUUGGCUGAAUAUGAGAACCAAUUCAUCACGGAUUCUAACUAUACUGUGAAUGGAGAAGAUUCAAUGGAGUUAUCCUAG